CACCCUCCCACCCUUCCCACCCACUCCUCCAGGUGAGGCGGUAUGUGUACAAUGAUGUGGUUCGAUUGGAUGAUCUGGAGAAGCUCAUCGACUGCUCCUAUGUCCAGCCCUACACUAUAAACAGUGCCAAAGUGGUAUUCCUGAAGCCAAGGCCUCAAUCCAGGCCUUUCAAGGGCUCUGGAAACAUUUGCCUGACCUGUGACAGAAUCCUUCAAGAGCCCUUCCACUUUUGCUCCCUCUCCUGCAAGGUGGAUCAUGUGGUCUUGCAAGGCGAGGAUCUAUCGAGCAUUCUGUUCAGGUUCGACGAGUCGGACUUUGCGUUCUCACACUUUGAGAAUCUCCGGAUGGAUAGCUCCGAUCUCAUCGAGGACGACGGCCAGAUCACCCCGAAUUCGAUCCUGGAAGACCCAUUGCAGUACAAGGGCUGCUCCGGCUCCAGCAACAGCGGCAGGGGCAGCUCGGGAAGGGUCGAGGACACUGAGGUGCCGAAGAGGAAGAAGGGUGGUGGCUUCUUCCCUCAGAUAGUCCUUUCCUUGAGCAAUAGGAGGAAGGGAGCUCCUCAUAGAUCUCCUCUCUCCUGAUGUUUAAUUCCCAUGACAAAGAACAAGCCAGGCUACUGUAGAACUAUAAGCUAUCUUAAUUCUUGUUGUUAGGGUGUGCUAAACUUACCAUUAUGGAGGUCCCUUCCAAAAUGCCCCCAUCCAUGUGGGGGGGCAUUGUGGGCAAUAUCUUCUUGGUGUGUGGAUGGGUCUGAUAGCAUUUCCGUUACUGACAAGGUGUCCACGGGAGACCAUAUUUGAGGCUCACAGUGGCCACCAAUUUUGUAUUGAAGUAAUGGAAUGCAUACUUCUAUAUCUAUAUAUAUAUUAAUAUUUAUGUAAGCUCUGGCUUGUACUUGGUCUCUUUCUAUACUAAUUGUCGUUGUCUUUUGA
Molecule: messenger RNA, 932 nt
Organism: Elaeis guineensis (African oil palm)
Lineage: Eukaryota; Viridiplantae; Streptophyta; Magnoliopsida; Arecales; Arecaceae
Product: protein RGF1 INDUCIBLE TRANSCRIPTION FACTOR 1
Molecular function (GO): zinc ion binding
Source: RefSeq, a predicted model, not a curated record